CUGCAAAAAGUUGCACUUUGUCGUGACUUGUCAGCCGAGCAACUGUUCCGUCGUUGCUGCAUCAAUAAUAUCUUGAACAUAUCCAAUCUCAACUCACAACAUGGCUCAAGGAUCCGGAGACAACCAAAGCCAAUGGAAUGUCUCGAUUUCAAAGACGGCUGAGAACACGUUCAAUCCCAUCCGAAAUGUUGUCGAUACAAUGACAAUCGAACCGAAUCCUGACAUAAAAUUGAUUAGUCUCACAGUUGGUGAUCCAUGUGUGUUUGGUAAUCUUCCACCCAAUGAGAAAUGUGUUCAAGCUUUUUGUGAUGCAAUCAAGUCAAGCAAAGAGGAUGGUUACAGACCAGGACAUGGAACACCCGUGGCCCGUGAAGCGGUAGCAAAGUAUUUCUCCACGCCAGAAUAUACUGUGAAUUCAGAGGAUGUCAUGCUUGCUAGCGGCUGUUCUGGUGCCAUCGAAUUAGCAAUCGAUGUUUUGGCAGAUGCCGGCGACAAUGUCCUCAUUCCACAGCCUGGUUUCUCUCUGUACGAUUGUCUUUGUGGCUCCAAGGGCAUUGAAAUCCGCCAUUACAGACUUAUCCCAGAGAAAUGUUGGGAAGCUGACUUGGAGGCGAUGACCUCUCUAAUCAACGAGAAGACAAAGUGUAUAGUUGUGAUCAACCCAUCAAAUCCUUGUGGAUCUGUCUACACCAAGGAACAUCUGGAAGCUAUUUUGGCCGUCGCUGAAAAGCAUAAAAUUCCUAUCCUGUGCGAUGAAGUGUAUGCGUUUGUUACAUAUGGAGAUCGUCCAUUUUAUAGUAUGGGAAAACUGACAAAGACUGUCCCAGUUCUGACGGUUGGUGGCAUUGGUAAAAGGUUUUUGGUCCCGGGCUGGCGUUUGGGCUGGGUCAUCGUUCAUGACAGAAAUAAAAUCUUCGGUGAAGAGGUGAGAGCUGGCCUUCGUCGUCUUUCCCAAAGAGUUCUAGGACCGUGUUGCCCGCUCCAAGCUGCCCUGCCUGUGAUAUUGUCUGAGUGCCAACCGGAGUUCUUUCAAAAGACCCUUACACUCAUGAAAACAAUCUCAGGAAUAUUUUACGAGAGUUGUUCCGCUAUUCCUGAACUUUUCCCUGUGAAAGCAUUUGGUGCAAUGUAUAUGCUGAUUGGUAUCAACAUCGACAAGUUGACAGGCGUUAAAGAUGAUGUUGAAUUCACACAGCUCUUGAUGUCAGAGCAGUCGGUGUUUUGUCUGCCUGCCAAAUGCUUCCAGUGUCCCAACUUCUUCCGCGUGGUUCUCACGUGCCCUGAGGACAUCGCGCGCGAAGCGUGCGCACGGAUGGCAAAAUUCUGUCAAGAUCACCGAAAAAGUGGUUAAUCGACACGCUGGUAACCGGAACUCUAUUAAAAAAAUAUUGAUACAACCCAAAUUAAAACGACUUUCUAAAGCGAUUGAAUUUCAAUAUCAGCUGAUAAUGUAAAACAUUAUACCGUUAAAGAUGAUGCCAAGUCCGUUCUGCGCAUGUUCUGUUCAUAACAAACAAAGCAAGAUUUCAAAAGUAACUCUUGAAUGUUUGAAAUUUCAAUUGCAUUAAAAUCAGAACAUGACAAAGCUUCUAUUAUCAACUAUUCGACUGCCAUGACCAUUGACCAGAAUCUGGCACCCUACGCCUGGAGUGUUGUUGACUGUUUGUUGUGAACAAAUGAAUGCAAAAAGCGGACUUUACAUCAUCUUAACAAAACUUUAUGAUUAUUAUUAUUAUUAUUAUUAAUGAUUAU
Messenger RNA from Dendronephthya gigantea, 1752 nucleotides. Its product is annotated as tyrosine aminotransferase-like. The transcript has 13 exons. The record is from RefSeq and is a predicted model, not a curated record. Gene Ontology annotation, molecular function: pyridoxal phosphate binding; L-tyrosine:2-oxoglutarate transaminase activity. Gene Ontology annotation, biological process: aromatic amino acid metabolic process; biosynthetic process. NCBI's taxonomy places the organism in Eukaryota, Metazoa, Cnidaria, Anthozoa, Malacalcyonacea, Nephtheidae. Bases 101 to 1351 code for a protein of 416 amino acids.